AUUUUGGACAUUCUAAACAAAGAAAAAUUCCUUCGUUAUGCUGUGAUGUCAUCAUCAGCAUUGUGCUUGUCGCGGGUUAUUUGAACAUUACUUACAUUAGUACGCACACUUGCUUAGAAAUAACAUCAAAGUCUCUCCAGCUGUACAGAAGUCGUUUUAUACACUCGCUCGUUUCUUCAUUCGCUGUCAGCACGAUAUGAGUGAAUUUGAGUCAGCACAGAUUACACAAGGUACACGUACGCCCAAGUGUACGAGGUGCCGAAAUCAUGGUGUGCUUUCUGAUCUCCGUGGUCAUAAACAUCAGUGUGUAUGGAGAGAUUGCUCGUGUUCAAAAUGUGAACUGGUUUCAGAAAGACAACGCAUCACUGCUGCUCGUAUUGCUCUCUACAGACAACUCAAAAUAGACGAACCAGUGAUGGCAAAUGGCUGCUCAUUGAGAACGAGCGAAGAAAGUCCGCAAGGGUCAAGCGAAGCGAGAGAAUUUCAGCAAUGGAAUUCAUACGACAGAUCAGGUACAAUAACUAUGCUUUUUUGUUGAAGUAAAAACACAAGUGUUCAUAGGUAUUAUCUUUUAGAACUGAAGUCAUGUGAGCGAUGUGCAUGAGCGAUAUAAUCACGUUCGCCGUUAACCAAGUGCUUUUACAUCAACUCAUAACAGCGGAAAUAUUUUCAUUUGAGUUGUUGAGGCACUGUUCAAAACGUGUCAUUAGGUGUUAGGGAUCAUCUUUUUAUAUGUCGCGUUUAAAUCUCAAAUUUGCCGCUAUAGUGGGAUUUGUUUAAUAGUGAAUGUUGUCUCCACAAUAGUAUGUCUAUAGGGCUAGGGGUAUUUUUUUAGGAAUAUAACGUUUUGUAACAUUUGUGCCUUCUCAGCAUGCCAUGGUAAUAUCUAGAUGGUACCACUGGCACUGUUAAAUUGUGAGCUAUUCUUAUCCCAGUGCUAAAUGGUAAUAAACUUUAUAUACUGUUUUUGGAAAAAGGAUUUCAACAGGCAAGUUUAUGUGGUUUUAGUUUUGCCGAAUUUUCUGCUAAACAAGAAAAAGGACAAACGGACUAUGCGCUUCAGUCCAGCUAUUUUUUUUUUCUAUUAUCGCGCAUUUAUCGCCGAUGCCGCGGUGCGCCCACGUGUUUAAAUGUCACACAGGCCGGGAGAGCUCUACCGCUGGCAACAAAAGGCAUAAGCACCAAGAUUCCAUGCAACCGCUCAAGUCAGAAUAUGUGUUUCGAGUUUGCGGCUCAGUCGGGUUGGCGAAGGCGACUGAUUUUGCUUUUCAGACUUUUUAGUUUCAAACUAGAGAUAAUUACCAUAUGAUAAACCUGUAAAACUAAUUGUAUUUCCACUAUCACGCUAGAACUGUCAGUUGGCGUGUAGCCGGCCAGGUAGAGACGAAAACAGCCAGCUGUGAAAGGAUAUACAACUACUUGGAAAAUAUACUAGCAGUCAAAGCAGACUGAUUUGGACAUUUCGAGCGAAGGCCUGUCGUCGGGAAGUUAGAAGAACGACGAAGUUCUGCUUUUCAGUUAGUUGUGUGUCCUUUCACACCGCAGCUGUUUGUUAUCACGCUAGGCUUAGUAAGGUUUCUCAGAUCACUUUUAUUCUCAAUGAUUUUCAAGACAAACUUGUAAAGUCAGAAACUUCCAGCAUAUCCAUAACUUUCGUAAGACUGCUAUUAAAUGUUGAAAUGCGGGUACAAUUGUAAGUCGUUCCUAUAUAUACGGUACCAUAAUCCGUACAGUGCAUAUUAACUGAUUAUUGAAAUACAUCAACAGACAGUUGGAUGAGCGGUAUGUGGUAAUCCCACUGCUUAAAUUAAGUCGUUCGAAUAAGGUACACAUCCAUUUGUGGAUAAGACAGUUCUGAUCAAAAUUUGGACCAGUAAAACUAUAAAUUCCUCUUGAAAUUUGUUUUGACUUGUAUUGUAUUCCAUAAAAAUAUUUUGCCUUUUUGUGUAAGAAUGUAAUCAUUUGACGAUAACAAGCUCAUUAAGCUAAUACUUUCGGCGCGUGCACUCUUUCAAACAAAGACUAUAUGAGUAAUUAGCGCACUUAUUUUGAACUUUUUUCUACUUGUAUACAUUUUUGUAUAAAAAUAUUUUAACGAUCGAGAAAGGAACAAUACCAAAUACAAAAAUAAUUAAAUAUAGUGGGCAUAUUAUGAACCAUAUGUUCCUAGGUGAGAAUUUGGUUUGGCAAAAGGAGUAAUGACCCAGUUCUUUACAAAACAAUUUUCUGUUAAACUCCACUGAAACAUCUGGUUGACUGAAGUUCAAAUAACUGAAUCGCAUGCAUGUCCGUGUCUGAACUAUGAAGUACAUAUAGUGGUAGUUUUCCUAGCUAGUCAAUUGAUAAUGGGAUUAAUUCUGACUUUUUUUCUGUGUUAGUGUAAUGUACUCAGGUGAAUAUGAUGCUUGCGAUGUUACUCUGAGUGUAUAUCCACACCGGGCAAGCUUAAAAAUUUGCCUGGCCACGGUGGGAAUCGAACCUACGACCUUUGUUGUUAGUUUUGCUAGAGUUUCCUUCCAAAUAUAGCUGUUCAAGAGUAGAACAGCAGUCACUUUGUGUACUUGGCCCUGCCAGUUCCUUUAGCGCAAAAAUUGUAUAAAAAACGAAGAUUCGUUUUCAAUAUGAUGUUCUUUCCACCAACUUAAAUAUAGCCUGCUCACAGACACCCUUCCGCAGGGUGACACCCUCAGGAAAAAUAAAAGCUGCUAAAUGGCAGGGGUCCUAGACACAGUCCUCCAAUUAAAGAUUACUGAAUUAUUAGCGACCAGAAUACAUGGUAUAAUUUCAUGAAGAGUGGUAACAUGUAAACGUUCCUCCAUGCAUACAUAUCUUGAGUACUAAAAGACUAAGCUUAUGCAGGUUUCUCGCAUAUUUUAAAGAAUUAUAUCUUGUUCGAUAGUAAAAAUCUUCUCUGCGAAAUAAGCCUUAAAUUAAGGACUGUCAAUCGAAGUUUUUCAAGCCUUAGAUUAAUUUAUAUAUACUGUAGUUUUCCUAUUGCAAGGAGAAAUUCCUAGUAACAUUUGGCUAAAUUAGGAUUGGGAUUUUUUUUUCAACUCUUUCAUGGGAACUCGCACCUGGGCGCUAUAAUAGGAUUAAGGAAUUGACGUCAUACACGUCACAAACAAUACCUUGGACACACAAACAGGAAGUUGUUUUCUGUGAGAAAAAAUUUGAUGAGUUCCGACGGAUUGGUACAAAUGAAAAUAAACAACACAAAACGACUGAACUUUUAAGUUAAAUUUAAGUUAAUUAAAUGUAUAUAUAUGGGAAAAUCUGAUAAUGUACAAGCAAAACAACACCAUACGUAUGACACCCUUCAUAACACGUUGCUUCUUUUGCAUUAGCGUUGCGUAGUUUUACUUUACCCAAUGUUAACUUCAAGAGAGAAAUGUUAGUGGAGUGUAUGUAAUCUUCAUUAAAUAUGUUUCUGAAUACUAGGGAACUUUCUACAUCUCAUUAUGUGAUAUGAACCAAAACCAGUGGCGAAGUUAACCAUAGCAACUGGUCAUGCUAUGCAUUUAAAUUAUUGUAUUAUUCAAAGUAUUUCAAACCCACAGAUAUCCAUUGUCUUUGUCUUUAAACUAAUUUGGUGCAGGUUUAUUAGCACAGCAUGACCAGUCGCUGUGGCUAGCUACGCCAGCCACUGACCCUGAACAGACUUAGCUUAGAAAGACGAAGACUAGUUUUCUAAACUGCAUAUUCGAAUUCAAUAUCUGCAUGUGCUAUGAAUUUACGACUAAACUGUUCCAUUGCCAAUAUUUUUCAGAACAAGAAAAGAGAAAAGCAGACAUGACAACUGAUCCAGAACAAUCAGAAACCAAGAGAGUUCGAAUUCCUAUUGAUAUUCCACUAAGCUGCAUAACAAACCCAAGCCCAACACCAUCGGACAUCGAGCUGCUCGCGAGAUUAUUUCCCAGUGAACAUCGCUUUCUUCUCGAGAUGAUUUUACAAGGUUGCUAUGGAAACAUACUCCACGCAAUUCAGGUGAUGACAAGAUCAUCAUCUACGUCAUCAGGCACCAGUCCCCCAGUCAUACCUAUGCAAGCCCCAGCAACAACCCUGCCAUCAACUACCAGUACCGAUUCUCCUUUACUAAAUCUUAGCGCAAGCCUUCUCAACAAUACUUAUCGUUACCUUUACCCGGGUUAUGUUCCCACAUCUCCAUACCUGCUUCCCGGAUCUCCGAGUAUGGGGUACUUUCGCCCAUACUUCCCAAAACUCGCUACCACUACCCCUAGCUCAAUGCAUUUAAACGGCAGUACUAGUAGCGAGUCAACAGUGAAUGGAGAUGUGCCCACACAAGCAACAUGCAACGACAAAGAGUACAACAGUUUAGAUAUGACGCCAUCACCUAGCCCAAAGAGAGAGGAAACGGAACAUAUAUGUAUCAAGUGUAACUUUAAACACAAGAAUAGCAAAGUCUGUGAACGAUGUGGACAACAAAGUAGCAUUACUGUCAAUAUGAACCAUGUAGAAAAUAUAUAACUAUAUAUAGCUAGUUCACCUGAUACAAAAGGUAUCAUGAACUAUUAACAUUUUUACUGUAUUUAUACAUAUUUUAACAUACUAAAUGUGAACCUGGGUUAAGUUGUUCAAAGACGGCUUCGCGUCCACAGUUAAUCUCUAGUUUGUUCACAUUGAAAAACUCAUGAACUGGUUUAUUUCCGUCAAAACUUUAUUAAAAAAAUUCAACAACAUGAGGACUUUAAUUUGUUUUGUGGUUUUUCAACAAUUAAUAAAGGAUUAUUGAAAUAAUAAAAGUAUUAUAACUGUCUUUUGAACAACUGGUCCCACAAGGUUCAUGCAUUCUGACAAUGUUCGGUGGUUGUAAAGAUACUUCUUAAUUUGCAUAUCUUAUAGACAUACUCCAUACGAGUUGUUUCCACAUCAGGGGAACCAAAGGCUGUCAACUUGUGGCGAUAAAUGUUGUAAACGUAGUUACUGCUCAACUAAAUAUUGCUUAGCUUCAUCGUUAACUUCAAACAUUGUUUAGCUUAAACAUUUUUUACUAUACUUAGAAUUUCUAUAUAUUGUAUUUAUAAUUAAUAGUUAAAUCUAUUAUAUUUAAUAUAGGCGUUUUUAUUGUAUUAGGGAGUGUUCAUUAUUUAUACCCGGGGUUGGUACCGAAGAGAAACUAAUCGAAAAGAGAAAAAAACAACCAUGCACCCUUUCGAUCAACCAUUUUCCCCCUACCCAACUAUUGCAUGACUUGGAUUUUUACCCAACCCAAUUUCAAAGUAUUUUACAUAUAUAUAUACAUUUUAUAUACUGUAUUUAUUAUUAUACAAGCUAGGCCACUAUAGUAUAAACAGUACUGUGCAUAUUUGGUGCACUAACUGAAUGUCAAAUAUAAUCAUUUGUACCUUCACAAGUUCAUAUUAUGUCCAAGCCUCCACGUUUCUGCAGUCCUACCAUAUCUCGUUG
Molecule: messenger RNA, 5424 nt
Organism: Paramuricea clavata
Lineage: Eukaryota; Metazoa; Cnidaria; Anthozoa; Malacalcyonacea; Plexauridae
Source: the annotation of a GenBank genome assembly